AGGUCACACUUAUUGUCCAAUCUUCAUAAAACUUGGUCAGAACAUUUGUUCUAAUGAUAGCUAAGUUGAGUUUAAAAAUGGUUCCAGUCUGUUGAAAAACAUGGUCGCCAUGUGGCAGGGCAUUUUUUCUUAUAUGGCCAUAGUAAAACCUUUUUAACACUCUAAAAGUCACAUGCUUGGUCCAAUCUUCAUGAAACUUGGUCAGAACAUUUGUUUAAAUGAUGUCUUGAAUGAGGUAAAAAAUGGGUCCAGUCUGUUGAAAAAUAUGGCUGCCAGAUGGCGGGGCAGUUUUCCUAAUAUGGCUAUAGCAAAUCCUUGUUAACUAUCUAGAAGUCCCAUUGAUGGUCCAAUUUUUAUGAAACUUGGUCAGAACAUCCGCUAAGUUCAAAAAUGGUUCCCGUCGGUUAAAACUAUGGCUGAAAUUGGCAGGUCAUUUUUGCUUAUAUCCUUAUAAGGCUACAGUAAAAGCUUGUUAACUCUCUAGAAGUCACAUUUAUGGUUCGAUGUUUAUGAAAUUUGGAAAGGACAUUUUAAAUUUUGUUCUCAUGAUAGCUCGCCUGAGUUAGAAAAUGGUUAUGGUUCGUCGAAAAAUAUGUGCGCCAGGUGAUGGGGCUUUUUUCAUUGUAUGGCUAUAGUAAUACCUUGUUAACAACCCAAAACAGGCUGUCAAGAGGUCAUACUUUUUCCUACUUUUUCAUCAGGAUCCUACUUUUUUCUUCUUUUUUACCAAAUCUUCCUACUAUUCCUACUUUUUCAUUUUCAAUGAAGAAACAAAUAUUUCGUUUAAGAGUUUAUUUAGUAAACUUGCAGGAUGAAUGAAUCUAUGGCAUGACUGUAUCCCUGUUACGGUGCAUUCAUUUGGAUGAGACCUGACAACCCAUGCUGACUGUCUGCUAGCACCUCUUCAGGUUGCCAGUGACAGUUAGAUAUGGGUGUUGGGCCUCAACCAGAUGCAGUACACGAUGUCAUGUACAAUUUUGUUGACCACUUCAAUGGUAAAUAUUACGUUGGUGUCAGUGCCUUUGUGAAAGUAGUCUUAAAGGACGGUAUCCACCAUGAGGACAUUGGCUAUGGGGUCAGUGAAGGUAUGAAGUCAAAGGCACUCUCCCUGGAGAAGGCAAGGAAGGAGGCGGUCACAGACGGGUUGAAACGGGCUCUCAAGAGUUUUGGAAAUGCCAUGGGGAACUGCCUGGGGGACAAGGAUUAUCUCAAAUGCAUCAACAGAGCUCCCAAACCUUCUGCAGAACAAUACAACCUUCAGGAAAUGAUGCAUUCUGAGAUUGAUGUCAACAUACAGGAAGCUCGCAGGACCAGCCUGGUGGCAGCAGACGUGAGGAGAAAUCGCAACAACCAGUCAGAGGCCAUGACACACAUUGUUAAUGUCCAGCAGCAGAACUGUGUGCCCAAAGUGGAACCUAACCUCACUGGCUACAAUGAAAAUUACCCCAAAGUGACUGACGAGGCCAAAGAAAGAAUUCAGCCACAAUCAGAAAAUGACAGCAAAGAAAAUUGUGGUCAUUUUGGUGUGCCAAAUAUGGAGCUUAGAAGGUCUAAUAUGGACAUCAAGCCCAUGAAAUUGCCUGGGACCUCUGUACGACACAUGCAAAGAAGGUCACAAAGUAUGGUUGAGAUGGAUGAUGUUGGGGAUGAUAAAAGACAAGCAGAGUGUGCUGAUAUGAAGACCAACCCUACAGUUGGAAACCAGGGAGAAACUAACAGCCCUACACCAGGGAACACAACGGACAUGUCGAAACAAGAGAGGAUGAUGCUGAAACAGAUGAAGCAACUAGAGUUCCAGAGAAAUCUUGAAAAACAGAAAAACUCCAGCCCUGAGGAUUUGGGUGCACCCAUAGCAACGUCCACACCAGCCUUCAACCCAUUGUUGACCUCUAGUCCACACCCUGAAGGUCAACAGGCAAGGUCAAACCCAUCCACACCACUGGCAGAUAUGCAGGUUGACGGGCUAGUGGCAGAAGAUAAUUUUGAAGAGACAUCAUUCUGGAGCCAGUCCAUAGAGCUCGAUGCAGAUCAAAUAGCAAACCCUCCAGUUCAGCAAACAACAUCAGUGGCCAGCAGACGACAUCCAGAAUCCAUCAUUCCUACCUCCAACAAGGGAGCUUACCAGCAGCAGACGUCUUCAACAGGAAGUGGACCUCUACGAAGACCAGAUCCUUCAAAACCGUUUGCUAUUCCUAGGACAGUUUCAGAUUCAUCCAUAGCAGCAAAAGGAGAAGAACUGAUGCGUCCUGACAUAUAGAUGUGUUAUGGAUUUUGCUAUGGACAGAAAUUGCUAUUUAAGAGUAAUAGUGGUGAUAUUUGUAGGAUGAUGGGAGUCACAUGCAUUUUAACCCAUUUAUGCCUAGUGGACUCUCCCAUCACUCUAAAUUGGAUCAAUUUAUUUCUAAAAUUAGGGAUGUCUAGUAUAUUUAUUUCUAUAUUUAGACUAUUUCUUACAGAAAUUCCUUUAAGCAAAAAAGCGCAGACCCAGAUGAGAGGCCGCAUCAUGCGGCGUCUCAUCUCGGUCUACGCUGUUUGCCAAGGCCUUUUUUCUAGACACUAGGCAUGAUGGAUUAAAUAUCAUAAAAGAAACAAGGGACUGCAGGAAGUUUUUGUUACUCAAGAAGUUGCUUAAAAAUGAAAUUUUCAAACUGUCAUUAAUAUUAUUACAUGUAGAACUUUUUGUCUGUUAUUAUGUUUUGUUCCAAAACUUAUUUUUUAAGUUUUAUACAGCUUUUUGAUAUUAAAACAAUAUAGGGUUCAUAUAUUAGAAGUUAUUUCGUUAAAUGGUAACAGAGAUCAGCCAGUUCCCAUAUUAUCAAAGCUUUCUUGGAACAACUUGUAUUAAUUCCUCGAUUUUUUUAAUUUAUAAAAUUCUUUAAGUCUCAGGCUUUUGAGUGUUUUUGCCAUUUUAUAUUUAAAAUUUCUUACAUGUAAAACAGGAAAUAUUGCAAAAAGAUUAAUAUUCUGUCAUUUUGUAAGCCAAAAACAAUAGAUUUUAACAAGAACUUUUAUCAAAAUGUUUGUCCCAAGUACAACUUAAAAGUAACCUUUUUCCAUGGUUAAAAGCAGGACCAAAUCUUGACUUUGAAUAAUCAAUGUGCUUUGUCAAACCUAAAAUUAUGGGCAAAAUGUUCUUAAAAACAAUUCUGAAAGUUAGCAAUAAUGUUCCAUAGCUAAAAUCUAUGAAACUUAAUUUUUUAAAUAUUGGAAAAGUGUUUGCUCUCAAUAUCUCGAAAACAAAUUUAGCAUAUAUAGUGAAAAUUGAUACAAAGAUCCUCAUAUCCUGGGAUAGGACAUUGGAUGGGUGUGCAUCUUGAUAGCUAAAAUAACUUAUCUUAUAUAAACAGUUACAGUUUUUUGUGUAAAAUGUACCACAAACUCUUACAAGAAUAAAACAACUUGCGCAUGCGAUCCCUUUAAAACUCUUGAGAUUUUAACUGAGUCUAAAUAUUGUAAGUUAAUUAAAUAACAUGGUAAUUGUACAUAACAUUUGAGUUAUAAUUUCAUAUGUAAACCAUUGAUGUAAAAGAUAAAGUUUUAAAUCAAUA
Molecule: messenger RNA, 3548 nt
Organism: Dreissena polymorpha
Lineage: Eukaryota; Metazoa; Mollusca; Bivalvia; Myida; Dreissenidae
Exons: 10
Coding region: 929-2257 (442 amino acids)
Biological process (GO): mitotic recombination; DNA recombinase assembly; double-strand break repair via homologous recombination
Cellular component (GO): nucleus
Source: RefSeq, a predicted model, not a curated record